AUGUCUUUUACUCGUACACAUCAACUAUAUCAACUUACUAUCCACCUCCACACUACCAACAAUACCAAGCUCCACACUUUCAUCACACCAGUCUCCUCAUCUGAUCCAGCAGUGGCAAGCAUCAUCAUCAACUGGGCAAUAUCUCAUUUAAACCAGGAACAGUACUCGGUGAUCACCCCAGCAGAUGGUGAGUUCGGUUCCCUCAGCAACGGGCGAUGGACGGGGCUGAUAGGAGAUGUGUUGAGUGGACGGGCGCAUGUCAUUGUGGCCCAGCUCUCCCAGACCUACAGCAGAGCACAAGUCAUCGAUUACUCCUCCGUGCUCAUCAGAUUUAGCUACCGGAUUUUCGCUAAACCGCAAGCAAGGUCAGCAGUGUCCUGGUCCUCUUAUACUAGACCUUUCUCCAAGAGUCUAUGGAUAGGGCUGGGCCUCACCAUAGUAAUCCUGGGUGCGAUAUUCUGCUGUAUAGCCCACUGGUAUUUGCAUCAGGAGAUGCAAAAGACAAAGGCAGGCAUAGAAAAACGGACGGUCUGGCUGACCCACAACAGAGAAGCCAUGAAGUAUCGACUAUGGAAGAAGGACUCCUUGCUACUGAUGUGGGCCGCUUUCACCCAGCAAGGUUGGCCAGACCCCCCAGAGCCAGACAGCUUACAUAUUCUCUUCUGGAUUGUAUACAUGGUGGGAGUUGUGGUUGUGGCAGCAUACUCUGCCACGCUGGUGUCUUUCCUUACUGUAGUAGAUGAAGGUCUUCCCUUUGAAUCAUUGACGGACCUAAAGCAACUACGAACACAUCGUUUAGGAAUCCUUAAGGGCUCAGUAUUAGAGGAGUUCUUUCAGAGUCAAGGCUUUCAAGAGUACUGGACUGAACUCAUUGAGCCAUACUCUGACACCCUGGCUACAUCUUAUGAUGAGUUGCGAUCACUAGCUAGCAGAGACCCAGACUUUGCUUAUGUGGGAUCUUAUGAGAUACAAAGACUGGAUCCUGUAGGAGCCUGCAUUUUUCAUUCUGCCCGCCAACAUCUCCUCUUCAAUGAUGGUGCUCUUGGAUGGCCAAAUGGUUCACCCUACACAGGAAUUUUUGAUUUCCACAUCAUCAGAUUGAGGGAGUCAGGAGUCCUUCAAAAGCUAGCCAGGAAGUGGUACCCAAGUGCCUACAACUGUGUUAAUUCCCCUGUGAUGCCUUUGGGGUUUCAGCAGGUUUUUACAGCAUUUGUGGCCCUGGGUUUUGGUGCUGGUCUCAGCAUUCUGUUCUUGAGCGGAGAGAAAAUGUUCUUUCAAAGGAGUACGUAUAACAACAGAAAUCAGUCAAGCACAUCUCAAGUCACCAAGAUUAAGAGUUCUGGACUUGUAUCCUGACAUUAGUAAGUGGUUCAUGCCACCAUUGUCAUGACUAUAUCAUGCCUCUCUUUGGAGCAUCAUAGAAACAAUGAAAAUUGAUCAGAAGGUGAGAUAAGCUCAGUCAAGAGAAGUACCUUCACCGUGGAUGGAAUCCCGGACCAUUACACGUAAAAUACACAUAGCACAAUACAUAGUGACCAUAAUGACUGCCAAGUCCCUGUAAAAUUUCAGGAGCCUUUAAGCUUCUCAUCACUACUUAACCUUUUGCCUUCAUUUAGAUCAAUUUAUGGUGGUGUUACUCAUGCCUAGAACAAGCUCUCUUCCAUUUCUUU
This is a messenger RNA of Scylla paramamosain (green mud crab), 1670 nucleotides long. Its product is annotated as probable glutamate receptor. Gene Ontology annotation, cellular component: plasma membrane. Lineage: Eukaryota; Metazoa; Arthropoda; Malacostraca; Decapoda; Portunidae. The record is from RefSeq and is a predicted model, not a curated record. The coding region runs from base 1 to 1356 and encodes 451 amino acids. The transcript has 8 exons. Gene Ontology annotation, molecular function: ligand-gated monoatomic ion channel activity; signaling receptor activity.